AUGAGCGAACCCACUCACCCCACUAUCAAAGAUGGCUGGUUCUCAGAAAUUUCCGAUAUGUGGCCAGGCCAGGCGAUGACGUUAAAAGUCAAUCAGAUUCUUCACCAUGAAAAAUCCAAAUACCAAGAUGUUCUGGUAUUCGAGAGCAGCGACCAUGGCACUGUCCUUGUGCUGGACAAUGUCAUCCAAUGUACAGAACGUGAUGAAUUUUCAUACCAAGAGAUGAUCACACAUCUCGCGAUGAACUCCCAUCCUAACCCCAAGAAAGUACUCGUCAUUGGUGGAGGUGACGGAGGCGUCCUGCGCGAAGUUGUCAAGCACGAAACCGUCGAGGAGGCUAUCCUCUGCGACAUCGACGAGGCCGUCAUCCGCGUCUCCAAAAAAUACCUCCCAGGAAUGAGCGUCGGCUUCCAGCACCCUAAUGUAAAGGUGCACGUGGCCGAUGGAUUCAAGUUCCUCGCAGACCGCAAGAACGAAUUUGACGUCAUCAUCACUGACAGUUCGGACCCAGAAGGACCAGCAGAGGCCCUGUUCCAGAAACCCUAUUUCGAGCUGCUGUUCAACGCCCUGCGUGAAGGCGGUGUCGUUACCACUCAAGCCGAAAACCAAUGGCUGCACCUCUCUCUCAUCACAGAUUUGAAGCGAAACAUCCGCGAGAUCUUCCCCGUGGUGGAGUACGCCUACACGACGAUCCCCACCUACCCCUCGGGCCAGAUCGGGUUCAUGGUCUGCUGCAAGGACGCGAGCAGGGACGUGCGCGAGCCUGUGCGCAGCUGGACGCGUGCGGAGGAGGAGAAAUUGUGCCGGUAUUAUAAUAAGGAGAUUCACCGCGCGAGCUUUGUUCUGCCGAAUUUCGCCCGGAAGGCGUUGGAUAUGUAG
Histoplasma mississippiense is the source of this 879-nucleotide messenger RNA. Its product is annotated as spermidine synthase. Gene Ontology annotation, cellular component: cytosol. Gene Ontology annotation, molecular function: spermidine synthase activity. The record is from RefSeq and is a predicted model, not a curated record. NCBI's taxonomy places the organism in Eukaryota, Fungi, Ascomycota, Eurotiomycetes, Onygenales, Ajellomycetaceae. Gene Ontology annotation, biological process: spermidine biosynthetic process. The transcript has 5 exons. Bases 1 to 879 code for a protein of 292 amino acids.